AUGUCGGAUUACGAAGGACUUGAAUACUUGGAGCCUGGCUUUGAGCCCGCCAGCCUUACCGUCCCGAGGUUGCGAUCAAUUUUCGUAACGCACGAUAUCACAUACCCUGCGAAUGCCAAAAAAGCACAACUGCUUCAGAUAUUUGAGGAUGAAGUCAAACCAAAGGCAAAGAAGAUCCUCUCUGUUCGAGCACGAGCUCGUCGGACCAGUCGAGGAAUCACCGAUGCAGAGUCACAAGAUAGCACAGUAACCGAGGAAAAUUUGGAGGAGGAAGCCAUGCCACCACCGCCGACCCCGCGCACGACCAGAAGAAAGCCAUCAAGAUUGCGAUCGGAAGAGGUGGAGUUGGAACCCGAACUCCCUCGUGCGAGAACUAGAAGUCCUACCAAAAAGUUAGCACCCGCGAAAACUAGGCAAACGAGGACCUCAGACACCAAUACAAGCGCGGAUCCAGAUGCAGAGCAGCGGACUGUGAGGAGGGUCCGAAAAAGCGAGGCACCCGGGGCAGUUGUGCCAGUUCACAAAAUCAAACUAGAAGACUCUGACGACGCCCCGACAGUAUCCAAACGUCGCGAGAGUGCUUUCACAUACGAUAACCCUUUUCAGAGUGGAAGCUCACCUCUUUCUGAAUCAAGAAGCACAAGCGGGGAGAGGAGGCGAAAGUCUGUAGGGACAGCUAUCAGCACUCGAAAAUCCACUUCGUCGACAAGACGAAAGACGGAUGGACCAGUCCCGUCAACGUCUGCUGCCUUCCAAAUUCCAAUCAGUGAACUUGAAAGCCUCAAGCAUGUAGACGAGAAUGGCGUUGUCGCUAGUGAAGAGUUCACGCCAGAAGAGCAGCUAGAAAUAUCCCAAGAGCUGGCAGUAAAAGGCGUAGACGCCCUUGGUCCGAGAAGAGUUAAACCUCAGCAGCGACGAGCUUUCAACAUGAGCGGGCCUAUCUGGCUGGCGAUCGUCGUCCUUCUUGGAGGUUAUGCUACAUGGUAUAGCCAGGAGAAGUUUGCAGUUGGAUAUUGUGGUGUUGGCCGAGAUGCGGUUCAAGUGCUUCCUGCGAAUGUCGAAGUUCCUGAUUGGCUUCAAGUGCUCGUAGAGCCUCAAUGCGAGCCAUGUCCUCGACAUGCUCAGUGUUUCGAGAAACUAAAGACGGAAUGCGAGGGUGAUUACCUGCUCAAGCAACAUCCUCUCGCCUUGGGUGGCCGCAUUCCCAUUGCUCCUACGUGCGAGCCAGAUGGAGAGAAGGCACGGAAAGUGAAGGCUGUGGCGGACAAAGCUGUUGAAGAGCUUCGGGAGCGGAGAGCAAAGUUCGAAUGUGGGGACCUGACAACUGAAGCUGGCCUAGCAAAACCAACUGUGAAAAUCGACGCGGAAGAAUUGAAGACGGAAGUAAGCAAGAAACGCUCCAAGAAGAUGGGCAAGGCCGAGUUUGAAGAAUUGUGGGCGGGUGCCAUUGGAGAAAUUGAGGGCAGAGAAGAAGUUACUAAAACAGAUGAUGGAAACCGAACGCUUCUCGACAGUAACUCACUCGCCCGACUUUCUUUCUCCUGUGCAGUCAAACGACAAUUUAGACACACAUUGGCAGCAAAUCGCCUCGUCAUUAGUGCUGUAAUCGGAAUGUUAUCGUUUGGUCUUUAUCUUCGUUCGGCCUACCGUUCACGAGCAGCCACAAAGGCUUUAGUCCCUCAUCUUGUCUCGUUAACGCUGGAUAGACUUGCGACACAAGCACAUUUACAUGUCCAAGACCGAGAGACCUUCCCAGAGAACUGGAUCAGUAUUGGUCAGCUUAGAGACGACGUCUUGAGAGACCAACAUAGUCUCAGUAAGCGAGAGGCUUUGUGGAAGAAAGUCAGAGCUGUUGUUGAGAUGAAUGCAAAUGUUCGCGCAUCUCAACGUGAAAGCCCGAGUACUGGGGAAGUUAGCCGAGUUUGGGAGUGGAUAGGAGCCGUCGGUGCAUUGGAGAGUGGAGAAAAGCGCCGCAAAUCUGGCAGAGUCAGUUGGGGUGUAUACGACGAGGCAAGUAGUCCUGUUAGUGGCACUGAUGCUGGUCCGGAAAUCGUCCGGCAGAAGUGGGAGGAGAAUCGACCGAUCUACUAG
Glarea lozoyensis ATCC 20868 is the source of this 2091-nucleotide messenger RNA. RefSeq lists its product as uncharacterized. The transcript is spliced from 2 exons. The record is from RefSeq and is a predicted model, not a curated record. Bases 1 to 2091 code for a protein of 696 amino acids. Gene Ontology annotation, molecular function: chromatin binding. Gene Ontology annotation, cellular component: nuclear inner membrane. Lineage: Eukaryota; Fungi; Ascomycota; Leotiomycetes; Helotiales; Helotiaceae.